AUGGCGAUUUGGCAAUAUGUUCAUGUCCUCAAGUACAGGUACGAGCUGAAGGAGAAAAUUUCUCGUGAAAAUGCUAUACAAAUGGCUACAAGUCCUGACGUAAACCGGGUUCCAGGGAUUGGUCUUUUCUACACGGAGCUUGUUAACGGUAUAACUCCAUUGUUCUCUCAUUAUAUUUCGAAUCUUUCGUCGGUCCACUCGGUUUUUGUCUUGCUAUCGAUCAAGACACUUCCCGUGAAUCGGGUGACGUCAUCAGAGCGGUUCUUUUUCCGUUACGUGGGGCAAAAAGAUUCAGGAAUGUUUAGGUGUGUUGUGAGGUAUGGUUACAAAGAAGACAUUGAGGAGCCUGAUGAGUUCGAGCGCCAUUUUGUUCAUUACCUAAAGGAAUUCAUUCAUCACGAGCACUUCAUGUCCGAAGGAGGAGGAGACGUGGACGAGACUGGCAAAGAAGAUGAACCAAAUGUGGAGACAAAACUUGUGCCUUCGUCUAACUCUGUCCCUUCAUCGGGGCGGAUCGGAUCCGCGCAUUCAUCUUCGUCGGACAAGAUUAGGUCAGGAAGGGUCGUACAGGUGCAAUCUGUUGAGGAUCAAACGGAGUUGGUGGAGAAGGCAAGAGAGAAAGGAAUGGUUUAUCUAAUGGGAGAGACGGAAAUUACCGCGGCAAAAGAUUCUUCUUUGUUUAAGAAGUUUAUAGUGAACCAUGCUUACAAUUUCUUGAAGAAGAAUUGUCGGGAAGGAGACAAAGCACUUGCGAUUCCUAGGUCAAAGCUUCUCAAGGUUGGCAUGACUUAUGAGUUAUAA
Messenger RNA from Arabidopsis lyrata subsp. lyrata, 801 nucleotides. Its product is annotated as potassium transporter 5-like. Gene Ontology annotation, cellular component: membrane. The coding region runs from base 1 to 801 and encodes 266 amino acids. Gene Ontology annotation, molecular function: potassium ion transmembrane transporter activity. Gene Ontology annotation, biological process: potassium ion transmembrane transport. Lineage: Eukaryota; Viridiplantae; Streptophyta; Magnoliopsida; Brassicales; Brassicaceae. The record is from RefSeq and is a predicted model, not a curated record. The transcript has a single exon.